Molecule: messenger RNA, 786 nt
Organism: Megalops cyprinoides (Indo-Pacific tarpon)
Lineage: Eukaryota; Metazoa; Chordata; Actinopteri; Elopiformes; Megalopidae
Product: VIP peptides-like
Exons: 7
Coding region: 160-723 (187 amino acids)
Biological process (GO): phospholipase C-activating G protein-coupled receptor signaling pathway; positive regulation of penile erection; positive regulation of endothelial cell proliferation
Cellular component (GO): neuron projection; extracellular region; perikaryon
Molecular function (GO): neuropeptide hormone activity; peptide hormone receptor binding
Source: RefSeq, a predicted model, not a curated record
AGCGGGACUCAUAUUCAGCGAAGGAGUGCCACUUUGCCUCUCGGGGAUACUUCAGCUGAGCGGAGAGCUUAAUAGAACCCAACUUUCAGAACCUCGGACAGCUCCCGUCAAAGACGCACGGAAGAUCAUUUUUUCCUACGCACAGCAGCAUUGCGAGCGAUGUUACCAAGGAACGGCUCCCAGCUCCUUCUCCUCGUGGCCAUGUGUAGUGUGUUAUGCUCCAGGACGCUGAGCCUACCGUAUCCACCAAUGAGGUUGGGUAAACUUGAAGGCGACAGCGAGAAUGACUGGACAAAGAGCCCCUCCGCACAAGAUUCACUUCCAGAAAGCUAUAAACUUUACUACGACCUACCAAAUGCAGCUGCACGACCUACGAGGCACGCAGAUGGUCUUUUCACAAGCGGAUACAGCAAACUUCUUGGGCAACUGUCUGCCAGACGAUACCUGGAAUCUUUGAUUGGAAAAAGAGUGAGCAAUGACUUGCUGGAGGAGCCGAUGCCAGUCAAGCGCCAUUCAGAUGCCAUUUUCACAGACAACUACAGCCGUUUCCGGAAACAGAUGGCGGUGAAGAAGUACCUGAACUCCGUUCUGACAGGCAAGAGGAGCCAAGAAGACCCCCCAAAUGUGAAGGAAGAGUCUCCCAGAAAUGACGCUCCCUUCUCAGAGAACUACGAUGACGUCAGUGUAGAUGACUUACUCAACCACCUCCCGCUGACUCUCUGAGGAACACCCCUAGGAACAAACGGCCUCCAUCACCCAUCCUUAUUGAUUUGCCGUUAAAACACC